Messenger RNA from Leptonychotes weddellii (Weddell seal), 1645 nucleotides. NCBI's taxonomy places the organism in Eukaryota, Metazoa, Chordata, Mammalia, Carnivora, Phocidae. The record is from RefSeq and is a predicted model, not a curated record.
GUGACCGUCUUCUUAUCAAGGGCGGUAGAAUUGUCAACGAUGAUCAGUCCUUUUAUGCUGAUAUUUACAUGGAAGAUGGCUUAAUAAAGCAAAUUGGAGACAAUCUGAUUGUCCCUGGAGGAGUGAAGACCAUCGAGGCCAAUGGGAAGAUGGUGAUCCCUGGAGGCAUCGAUGUCCACACUCACUUCCAGAUGCCAUACAAGGGAAUGACCACAGUGGAUGACUUCUUCCAAGGGACAAGGGCUGCCUUAGCUGGGGGCACCACCAUGAUCAUUGACCACGUGGUGCCCGAGCCCGAGGCCAGCCUGACAGAGGCUUAUGAGAAGUGGCGAGAGUGGGCAGAUGGGAAGAGCUGUUGCGACUAUGCCUUGCAUGUGGACAUCACCCACUGGAACGACAGCGUCAAGCAGGAGGUGCAGAACCUCAUCAAGGACAAAGGGGUUAACUCCUUCAUGGUUUACAUGGCCUAUAAGGAUUUGUAUCAAGUGUCCAACACAGAGCUCUACGAGAUCUUCACCUGUCUGGGUGAGCUGGGAGCCAUUGCGCAGGUUCAUGCCGAGAAUGGGGAUAUCAUUGCCCAGGAGCAAACCCGGAUGUUGGAAAUGGGGAUCACUGGCCCCGAAGGCCAUGUGCUGAGCAGACCAGAGGAGCUGGAAGCCGAGGCUGUGUUCCGUGCCAUCACCAUUGCGAGCCAAACCAACUGUCCACUUUACGUCACGAAGGUCAUGAGCAAGAGUGCGGCGGACCUGAUCUCGCAAGCCAGGAAAAAAGGAAACGUGGUCUUUGGUGAGCCCAUCACUGCCAGCCUCGGCACAGAUGGGACCCAUUACUGGAGCAAGAACUGGGCUAAGGCAGCCGCCUUUGUGACAUCCCCGCCUCUGAGCCCUGACCCGACCACUCCUGACUACAUCAACUCCUUGCUGGCCAGUGGAGACCUGCAGCUCUCUGGGAGUGCCCACUGCACUUUCAGCACCGCCCAGAAGGCGAUUGGGAAGGACAACUUCACAGCCAUCCCUGAGGGCACCAAUGGGGUGGAAGAGCGGAUGUCUGUCAUCUGGGACAAGGCAGUGGCCACCGGGAAAAUGGAUGAAAACCAGUUCGUGGCUGUGACAAGCACCAAUGCCGCCAAGAUCUUCAACCUGUAUCCCCGCAAGGGGAGAAUAUCUGUGGGUUCUGACAGCGACCUGGUGAUCUGGGACCCGGACGCGGUGAAGAUCGUCUCCGCCAAGAGCCACCAGUCGGCUGCAGAGUAUAACAUCUUUGAAGGGCUGGAGCUGCGAGGGGCCCCUCUGGUGGUCAUCUGCCAGGGCAAGAUCAUGCUGGAAGAUGGCAACCUGCACGUGACCCAGGGGGCUGGCCGCUUCAUCCCCUGCAGCCCGUUCUCUGACUAUGUCUACAAGCGCAUUAAAGCCCGGAGGAAGGUGAGAAGCUGGCUGAGCCUGGGGGUGGGGAAAGGGGACUGUGUCCCAUUCAGGCACAGGGACAGUAACCACGAGAUCCGGAGGGGUCCGUGUGCCUCGAGCCUCCCAAAGAAAUUCACAGCAAUGAUCUCUUCCCAAGAGACACUUGCACAGAUUUCAUGUACUAUAAAAAGAGGGUUUCUAAAACAUUUUUGGCCCAAGAAACCUUUUUUUUCCCAAUAACU